This is a messenger RNA of Cyclospora cayetanensis, 1266 nucleotides long. RefSeq lists its product as uncharacterized. The transcript has a single exon. Gene Ontology annotation, biological process: water transport; transmembrane transport. Lineage: Eukaryota; Apicomplexa; Conoidasida; Eucoccidiorida; Eimeriidae. Bases 1 to 1266 code for a protein of 421 amino acids. Gene Ontology annotation, cellular component: membrane. The record is from RefSeq and is a predicted model, not a curated record. Gene Ontology annotation, molecular function: water channel activity.
AUGGAUUCUCAAAAGCAGACGAUCGCAGAGUUUGUAGGCACGCUUCUUCUCGUUUUUAGUGCAGGCUUGCUGCCCCUCUUAAAACUGGAGUGUCUUGAUUUUGCAGGAGCACUCGCGUUGAGCUAUGGCUUGCUGUUGCUAACAAUGAAGGGGUUGGAAGCGAAGAGCCUAAACCCAGCCCUUACUGUCGCCGAUGUGCUACGUGGGAAGUUGGAAGCUGGUGCCGCUUGUGUCUUAAUACUAGCGCAACUAGCGGGUGCCGCAAUCGGUGGCUUUCUUCUUUCCGUAUUUCUGCACGAUUCAGAUAUCUUCCCGGCCUCAACGGAGAUAGCCACCACUGAUCAGUUCAUAAUAACCCAGCUGGCCUUUAGUUCUGCGCUCGUAUUUGCUUACAUAAGGGGGGCGGGGGCCAGCAAAUAUGACGGUCCAUGGCUAGCUGCCCUCAUGUACGGGGCGUUCAUGAUCGGAGGUGAUGCGACUGCAUGUCUCAACCCAGCUGUCGCAUUGGGCGUUAGUGUGUCUCGUGGAGUCUCGGGAGCAGCAACAAACGAAACUUGGUUGGCGUUGCUCAUUCUGAUGCCCUUACUGGCUGCGGGUGCUGCUUAUCUACUGGAUAAAUCGGCACAGCACAACUUGCAGCUUUCUGAGCUCAUUGGCACCUUCUUCCUUAGUUUCGGCAUCAUUGCCGCAGCGCUGGAAGGGGGCCUUUCCGCAGCAGUUGGCCUUGCCUUCUUCUCUGCCGCUGUUGUUAGGAUGAUAGCGCCAGCGUCCGGAGGUUCCCUGAAUUGUGCAGUCACUGGGGGUGCUCUGCUGAUUGAAGGGCGCGGCAUUUCCAAAGAUGCGAUUACCAUAUGGCUGAGUCAGCUAGCUGGCGCCGUGUUAGCAGCGAUAGCUGCAGCUCAGGCCCUAGGUUCAAUGCCCUCUGAUCUAUUCCUUUUGGCAGGAGACUGGAAUAUGGUGGCCGUCUCUCUUGGGAUCAGUGCGCUCCUGAUGAUUGCCUAUUGCACAAAAUUCGGCGACUUUCUGGGCUCCCCUGCUGUGGCUUUUAUAGGAGCCGUUUACGGGGGCUCGAUCGCAGCAGCGAAGAACGUAGUUUCAAUAAACCCAUCAACAGCCUUAGGUGCAGCAAUCGCUUGGUUUGUUCAAACAGGAGAAGUACCACAACCCCUGGAGACAGCUUCUGCCGUCUUCGUUCCCGUCAUUGGCUGCAUGGCUGGUGCAAUACUGCUGCGCUUCAUCCCCUCAGAGUAUCGCAGAAGGCUGUAG